This is a messenger RNA of Cherax quadricarinatus, 3345 nucleotides long. NCBI's taxonomy places the organism in Eukaryota, Metazoa, Arthropoda, Malacostraca, Decapoda, Parastacidae. The record is from RefSeq and is a predicted model, not a curated record.
UUAUUAACGCUGGUACAUAAUACGUAUUAAUAAAAUAAAAAAGGCGGGAGAGUCCGUUGUGACGGACAUCCUCACUAUUUACAGUAAUUUUCUUAUUAUCCAGGAGGUAGAGAUCGACGGUGAAUACCCUGGUUAUGUUUGCGUAUCCGGUCGUGUACGACUACAGGCACGAGCUGCUAUAUAUACAAAGGGACGGGACAGAUCUGCACCAUACGCUGGAAAGCCUUCGAGGAGUAAAGAAGUUCAAGGGUUAGUCAAACAUUUCAUUAACAAAAUGUUUUCACCUGGAGGGCAAGAAAGCUACGGGAAAGUGCCAAUGUCCAGUUUGUCAUUUGGCGAUGAUGAUGUUUUAGACGAUUUUGACACCUCCUUGUUGGACGAGGAAUAUACUGUAUCGCCUUUAAACAGUGGAAUCCACUCACCAUCCAUAUACCACUAUGAGCCGGUCACCGGUUCACGUGCAGGAAACACCGGUGUCACCUCUGACAGCGGUGACUGGAGAAGCUACAACGAGUCUUGGACUGUUGGAGACGCAGCUGCUGCUUCGCAGCUCGCCACACCGGCCAUGUGGGACUCUGCCAGCAUUUACUUGUCGCAGGCUACUGCUGCAGAAGGCUGGACUACUAGAAAUCCUGUCGGAGGUUCAAACCAAUCCUUGUUACCCCAGCCGAGUGAUGGACAGACAUCAUCAAUCAUUGGACGGAAGUUGAAGGUGUAUGAGUUGCCGCCCCAGAGUGAUCCUGAGCUGGAGAAGAAGAGACUGCGAGCGAUAAAGGCUUUGAAGAAUCGACUAAAAAAGAGCUUGCAGCAGGAGGAGAAAUACUCGAAACUAGACACCCUCACCCAGGAUGUAUCACGGCUUAGAAGUGAGAAAAGCAGGAAGCAGCAGACCGUUGCAGCCCUGCAGGCCUACCUCAGCCAGAUGGCUAUAUCCCCCAAUCCACAACACACUGGUAAGUGCUAGUAUAUGCUUACCAACUUCCAAACAACUGAUUAUGGAUGGUAUAUUCUCACACUCCCUAACGCUAUUUGGUCUCAUUAUAUUGAUCUUUAUUCACUUGUGAUAUAAUACGCCAAUAACAUUAUAUAAUUCACAGAUCUUAUAUAACUCUCUAACCUUCUUGAGUAGUCUUCAUUAUCUUUCUCUCUCUCUUGGCACAGGUAGUGGCUGGUGAUAAGAGAUCUUCCCGUUGAGGAGUCCUGCUGAAGAUCAGCACUCGCAAAUGCUGAACCACGCCAUCAAUUGUUCGCCUUUGUUUACACUUCUGCCUUGUCAUUGGUGGGUCACAUGAGCCUGGGCAGUUACAGGUCGAAGUGGAGGACCUGUACGGUUUUCUUUGACUCAAGUAACGUGAAAGAAGACCGGGAGGCCGAGGUCAUUUGUAUGACGGUGAACUGUUGGCACAUUUUGAGCUGCUUGGAUCAUCGUCCUGAUGUGUGCUGUAGAAGCCCCAGGUCCAUUGCUGGAAAGUAAUAAAAGCUUGGGAUCCAUGUUGGAGAAUAACAGCAACCUGAGAUCCAGUUCGGAGAAUGAUAGGAGAAUAAUAGAUAUCUCGGGACCCGUAGUGGUGAAUAUUAAUGUUGAGUGUUGUAGUGUGUGUACUAAUAUUCAUAAGAGUAGCCACACUCAUUCCUCACAUGCACUUGAUGGUCUGUAUACAAUUUUACUAUAUAAAAAGAUUAACACAAGUUCUAACUUCUUCAUAACCUUGAUGACUUGCAGAUGACAGCUCCUGAACCUUAAAUGUGCGAGAAACAUAAGACAGUAUAUGUAGUAGGGAACCCACACAGUCUGAGAAAAGAAUAAAAGGACUUAACGGAGAAAUUUCAAGAUUUCUUCCUGGAGGUAUUUGAGUAUUUUCUUCCUCUACCAGGCCAAUAUUAUUCCAAUGGAUAUAAUAACAAUGAUAGCAAAGGUGAUGGUAUAGCGCCUACAUUUGGAAAGUUGAUGUAAACUAUGUGCCGAGGAUGCAUUCAGCACUUCCUCUCGGGAUCGCCACACAGUGUCUCUAGAAAACAAAUUGGUUGUUGCUCUGGGGUCCUUUAUUUUAGCUGACAAAAUUAUUACCUAUCACACCUACGAAUUUGAGUGCUCCUUUGUCCCAUGAUAUAAAAAGCUCCUAUCUAAAGGUAACGAAGUAGUAGCGAGGUCCUGUAUGAGAGGAUACGCAAACCGGAUGAUUGAUGAUGGAGCUACCAACACUGUUACCUUCAUUGUAUCAAUAAUAAAAAUAAUUUUUAACAACAAGUAAAUAUUCAGUGUACUAUUUUGAAAACAUGCAGAGAGCUAAGAAAUACCCUGAGGGAAAUUUAUAUGAAAUUACGGUCACGUUGACCUGACCUUGUUGCAUCAGUCUUAAGACAUGUACACGUCACUACACUCUUGAUGAUGUCAGAUCUUUACUACCUUUGGCAUGUUAACUUCUUAAAGGAAUGCCGUGAUGUUCAAGGGCUCUUGAUCCAAGAAACUGAAACUACCCUCCCUUUCCAUGGAUUAAAUUUAAUAUCAUCCCAUUCCCCAGGAGCUGACUCAUGUGGGUUUAGCGCUUGAUAUUUCUUUCGACCACAUAUAACAGAAUCCAACUCACUGCAGUAGGUAUGAGGGACUGAUUACCUCAGUUUUACCACAGUUAUUAUUCCUGCCUUUGAUAUGUUUAAAUAAUGUAGUAAAUCUGAGCAUAGCUCACUCAUCCAGAUUAGUCAUCAGAUUUAUAACUAUCUCAAAACACAAUUAUUGCAAUAUAUUUUGGUGGUAUUAUUAUUACACUUAGGUUAUUAUUGUACAAGGUGUUGUUAUACUUCGGCUACUUUCAUUUAUCUAAUAUAAUAUUCUAAUUAUCUAUUUUAGCUUGAUAAGACAAAUGACUUUUUUGAGUGCAACUAUUUAUUGGUAGUUUUUUAUAUAUAAAAAGGAAUAUCGCUAGAGGGAUAGUGGUGAGGUGACGAUACUGGUAUUCUUAAUGAGAAACAAGGCAACUGGUAAAGACCCGGGCUGGGACAACACUGGCCAAUCUACAAGAAGAAACGUAUACCCAAGAAUCACUGUUUACUACACGCCCACUUAAACGGAUGUUACAGCCAUGAUGGUGUAACAGCCAUGAUGGUGUAACAGCCAUGAUGCUGUAACAGCCAUGAUGCUUGUUCACGAAGAGUGUCUGCUACGAGCGCUGUCUCUGUAACAUGUAUCAUGUUACACAUUAAACACUGUCUGCUACAAGUGCUAACUCACUCAAAUGCCUCUACAGGAAAUAUAAAAAAUAACAUUGUUAAAAUCACAGAUUUUGUUUGUGUAAAUUUAUAGUGGACAGACUUUUAUAUUGGUUUUAAAUUGUUACCUCACACCCA